This is a messenger RNA of Podarcis lilfordi (Lilford's wall lizard), 12028 nucleotides long. Lineage: Eukaryota; Metazoa; Chordata; Lepidosauria; Squamata; Lacertidae. The record is from the annotation of a GenBank genome assembly.
AGAGUGCGCGCUGGAUGGAGCGCGCCGGGGUCGCCGUCUCGGGGGCGCAGCGCUCGCCUCUCCGCGGCUGCCUGCUUCCUUGCAGCGGAAACGAGGUACGUGGCUCGGAUGCGCGCACGCGUUGUCUGGAGGGGCGAGCUACCGGAUUUUUAUUUUUUUAAGGGUUUGCGGGGAGUGGAGAAACCUCCUGCUACCUUUUAACUAUGCAUAUUCAUCUGGCCUGAAUUAAACUCUCAGCAACCGGGGAUCAUCAUGCAUAGCAGAAAAAAGGGGGGGGGGGAGCCGUGCAUUUCCCGGUGCUGCAAGAAACUGAAGCCCGGGCUGGCUGUUUGCAUGGCGCUGCCUGCAGUAGCUGUCUAGCGCCAAGGUGCAGCACUUUGGUCUGUCUGGGAGCUCUGAUGGUGCGCUUCUCUACCCUGCCGGUUUUCUUGGCAGUAGCCUGUCUCUCUUGAUAGGCAUUUUUCCAAAUACUCCUCCACCACCACUAAAUCGGGGGGUGGGGGGUGUUCUGAGUUGCACCGAUCUCUGCAAAAUGCUACGGUAAGCGAGGUGCAGGGAAGGAAGCUAAACGUAUUAUGUAACUAGCCGGCACUUAGUUUUCUGCCUCAUCAUCUUUUCUUUUCUCUUUUUAAAAUUACACUUCAGCAUGUGCAGCGUAGAAAAGAACGGUCAGAGCUGGUAAGGAAACACGGCUUGUAUGCAGGGUCCUUAUGAAGGGAUAUGGUCAAAAAUUUUAAUGAGAGCGGGAACUUCGCUAAAAUGAUGGCUCAGUUGGAAAGUCAACAGUCCUUUGUGGGGAAACCCUGUUUUUUUAUUGCAGUGGUUUUUUCCCUCCUUCCUUGGAAGUUUUCAAGCAGAGGUUGGAUGGCCCUCUGUCAUGGAUGCUUUGGUUGAGAUUCCUGCAUUGCAGGGGGGUUGGACCAGAAUGACCCUCGGGGUCCCUUUGCAACUCUGCAAUUCUAUUUUUCUGAGUUGGAUAGGCAGAGUCCCCUUCAUUCAAGACCAUUCCCAGGCCAUUCUGCUGCAAGGUGGUUGUCCGCAGAAGGGUGACACACCCACCCCGCUGCCCCCUGAAGCAUGGCUCAAAAACAGACCCAGUUCGCCUCCUGAAGGAAUUCCUAAUUGAGGAGGUGAAUCAGGGUCACAGAAGGAUCUUGCCCCUUCUGGGGGUUCCAGACAUGCCUCACUACUAAAGAGAAGGCUAUCGCUCCAACGGUUGCUCUCUGCCUUCAGUGUCGGAGGUAGUAUUGCUCCUGAAUACCAUUUGCUGGAAACCACAGAACGGGAGAGUGACCUCGUGACUGAAGGUUUCCCUCAGGCAUCUGGGUAGUUGCUGUGAGAACAGGAUCCUGCACUAGAUCAGGCUUCCUCAACCUUGGCCCUCCAGAUGUUUUGAGACUACAGUUCCCAGCAUCCCUGACCACUGGUCCUGCUAGCUAGGGAUCAUGGGAAUUGUAGGCCAAAAACAUCUGGAGGGCAGAGGUUGAGGAAGCCUGCACUAGAUAAUCGGCCUUCUGGUCUGGUGCCUGGUUUAUACCUCACCUGAUCCACGAUUUCAAAAGAUCCUUUGCACCUGGGCGUGAACUUGAGAUGUUGACUUUGAACUAAGUGCAUAGAGGAUUGUUCAGUACAGUGGUACCUCAGGAUAAGAACUUAAUUCGUUCUGGAGGUCCGUUCUUAACCUGAAACUGUUCUUAACCUGAGGUACCACUAUAGCUAAUGGGGCCUCCCGCUGCUGCUGCGCCGCCAGAGCACGAUUUCUGUUCUCAUCCUGAAGCAAAGUUCUUAACCCGAGGUACUAUUUCUGGGUGAGCGGAGUCUGUAACCUGAAGCAUCUGUAACCUGAAGCGUCUAUAACCCAAGGUACCACUGUAUGGUGCUAAUGGUUGUGUAUUGUUGUACCGCAUGUUGUCUUCAUGGCGGUUUGCCCAAAGGAAGCUAUUUGUCGGCGUGUCUGGGUGGCUCUUACUUUGGGCAUCUGAUGUACAGCUUCAUUGCAGAGCAAAUAAUUCACCUCUGGUAUCUCACAGCCAAAUUGCCCUAGAAUCAUAGAACUGUAGAGUUGGGAGGGACCCCCAAGGGUAAUCUAGUCCAACCCCCUCGCAAUGCAGGAAUCGCAGCUUAAGCAUCCAUAAUGGCAGCAGAGCCCAUCUCUCCUAAAUGUAGGUCUCUCCCAAUUACCUAUGAAACGAGGCCAGGGAUCCUUUUAUUUUAUUAUAAAUAAUAUUUCUAAGGAGAUCAAACAAAACCUUCUGGCAUCAUGGUAUAAGACGACAAAGAGCAAAAAUGGCGGGGGGGACACAACACAUAGACAUAGUAGCUCAGUCAGUGGAGCAUGAGACUCUGAAUCUCAGGGUCAUGCAUUUAAGCCCACAUUGUCAAACUUUGAUGACCCUAGUGAUCUCUUCCAGUUCUUCGAUACUGUGAGUCUGAUACAUAAGCAAUUAGGAAAAGUUUUUUACAAAAAUAAAAUAAAAUUGUAACAUAGAAAAAUAAGUGACCACACAAUACCUUGAUAUUUAUUAUUCUGGACACAGAGAUAAAGAUUUUUCUGUGCUUUCUCAAAUUAGCUUUCCUUGCUGUUUGUUAUGCUUCUUGAGCCAAACUGAAGAGGAAUAAAUUCUGAGAGUGAAAGGAAUGUGUAGGUCAGAAGUUCUGAGUCUUCCUAACUUACCCACGGCUUAGAGGCUCGCUCUCUGUUUGAUGAGGCACUUUUCCCCCACUGGAGUUCACUUCAAAGGUUGGAGCCUAACCGAGAAGAAAAUGAUUACUGGGAAAUAGACUGUGGAGAGAGGUAAGCCUCAAAUGGAUGAGGGAUUUUUGAGGGGAAAUUUACUGAGACCUUUCAUGAAUGCCACAGGAGUUCUGUGUGGGCACCAAGUUGGGAACCCCUGGGUUAAGCAGUUACCUCUCUCCCCCCGCCUCCAAUAACUGCUACACUCUUUACUGAACACACUUUUCCUCAAGUUUAUAUAAUAUAUAGGUUCUUAAAUCUCAGGAGAAUUGCCUCAUCUGAAAAACAACAACGAUAAUAAUAAUGCAUCAUUUUGAUGUUUUUGUCUUUCUGUUUAUUUCAUAUUUUAGUGUGUCCUGUCUAUUUAUUGACCAGAUUUCCAGAGUUUUGAAACCUUUCCAUUUUUGGUGCUCAUAACUUUGCUUCUUUCUCUCUUUCUGCCGCCCCAAGUUCUUAAUAUUUUUACAAAACAGCUGAGCCUCUCUGGGGCAAUACCAGAUGGAACAGCUGCUUCCUACUCCUGUUUGAAAUGGAUCUCUCUAAAACUUCUUCCAGCUCGGCGUCAUCUCUUAAAAUGCCUUUAGUUAAAAAAAUAGAUCCUUGACUUCCUUAGCCUAGUAACCUAGCUGAACCAAGCAGGCUGGCGUCUUAACUCACUGCACCAAUGAUUCCACCAAGAUUCUGCACAGCAUUUGGGUAAAUCUGUGCUUCAGACAUAGGCCAGUUUAAGAGCUGUUCUUUCUCCUAAGGAUUCCUGGGAACUGUCAUUGCAGGGUGUGGUGCAGUUCUGGCCUGCCCUCAGCCUUUCUCUCCAAAAACGUACAGUUCAGUCAGCUUCUGUUUCCUAAGGAUGGGCAGACCAUGUAGUCCAAUGCACCAUCUUAGCAUCUCUCAGGGAAGCCUUGCAAAUCUGGCACUAGUUAUCACCAUGACAGCCCACCUCCUCCACAACUUUACAAAAAUUAUCCUUUCCUGAAGUAGAUCUCAAUCACUAGCAUGGUCUAGUUAUCUCCCGCUUGGACUACUGCAAUGCGCUCUACGUGGGGCUACCUUUGAAAGUGACCCGGAAACUACAACUAAUCCAGAAUGCGGCAGCUAGACUGGUGACUGGGAGCGGCGCCGGGACCAUAUAACAACGGUCCUGAAAGACCUACAUUGGCUCCCAGUACAAUUCAAAGUGUUGCUGCUGACCUUUAAAGCCCUAAACAGCCUCAGCCCAGUAUACCUGAAGGAGCGUCUCCACCUCCAUCAUUCAGCCCAGACACAGGUCCAGCUCAAAGGGCCUUCUGGUGGUUCCCUCACUAUGAGAAGUGAGGUUACAGGGAACCAGGCAGACGGCCUUCUCAGUAGUGGUGCCCACCCUGUGGAACACCCUCCUGUCAGAUUUUAAGGAAAUAAACGACUAUCCGACUUUUAGAAGACAUCUGAAGGCAGCCCUGUUUAGGGAAGUUUUUAAUGUUUGGUGUUUUAUUCCGUUUUUAAUCUUUUGGGAGCCACCCAGAGUGGCUGGGGAAACCCAGCCAGAUGGGCAGAGUAGAAAUAAAUUAUUAUUAUUAUUAUUAUUAUUAUUAUUAUUAUUAUUAUUAUAUCAUUGGAAGCUGCCUGGGCACAAAGGGGCACACACCCUCAUCUUGCAACUGACACCAGAGGUUUCUCAAUUUCAGACGAGACCAUUAAGAGUAAAUUUUCCUAUGCUAACUUUUGCCCAGUGUAGGGUCAGAUGUGUCAGGAGCUCAUCCUACACUUGAGUAGGACCCUGGCAGAGACACAUGCCCAACUGGCAUGUUCUCUCCCUCCUGGUCGUUUGUUCGGGAGCGUCGAUAGCUUUCUUCAGCCCGAACAUCACAGCGACCGAUGCCAACAGACAUCGGCACACUUAGGGAUCCACAGAGUCUUUGCAGUUGCAGCUUGCGUAACGGACCUCAGCAACUCAGCAUUUUGGCUAAUCUACUUUAUUUACAUAUAAACAUACACGGAGCACUGCAACAUGUCUCCCUCUCUCUGGCGCAUCAGACAGCAAAGAGAGCAAACAAAGGACAAUAGUCCCACUUCACAGAACACAGUAAAACAAACAUCCUGUCUCUGUCACUUCCCACUUUGUGGAGUCAAAACAUACACUGUCAUGAGAAAGACAACAAUCCCAUGACUGCAAUCACGGAGCAAGAAUUCUAACAAGAUGCACGUUCUGAUUUACUGCUUUAUUUUCAUUUUGAUUGCGCAGACUUGGUGUUUCUCCCCGUUACCACAUUUUCAAGACACCUUUAAAAUCACCUGCUUAAUUGGAUACUGAUUUUUGGACACACUCAAGGUUUGGUGGUUCCCCUGUUUUGCUUACAUCGUUUGGGUUAGACUACUAAUACUUGAUAAAGUGGCCAGAAAAGGACACAGACUGUAGUUGUCAAGGAGGAGACUUGAAUUUCUCCCUUUUUACCUACUCCUGAGUAGACCACUGAAAGGGCAUUCUUCCCCCAUCAUACUCUGAGAAGCUUGAGACUGAACCAGGGACUUCCUGUGCAAGCAUUCAGGCAUCAUUCUUUCUCAGCCCUACGCCCAAGGAUUGAACCUGGGACCUUUUGCAUGCGAAGCAGAUUCUUUAUUUAUCUAGACAAUUUAUAUACCGCUUAAUUACGUCUGUCUCUAAGGGGUGUAUAGGAGGAUCAGUACAAUGGAACUGAAACGUGUCAAAUCAAUGAAAUCAGUAUUCCAUUUAAAAGCCUGCUGGGAUGCCAAGGUCUUCCAUGGGCAUUUGACAUGCAAUAGGAAGGAACCUGUCUGAUCUCAUCUGGAAGGGAGUUUUGUAAAAUUGGGCCCACAAUACUGAACAUACAGUAGCUGGUGGCUAUAAGCCACGAGGGAGCACUACCAGUGACUCCCUUGAAAAUCCCAGGGAUCUGGUAGAACAAUAAUGGAUCAGGUGGUUCCUAAGGUAUCCUGGACCCAGGUUGUUCAGGGCCUGAUAAACUUCUGUAUUGUGACGUUUUUAAUGUUUGAAGUUUUAUUCUGUUUUUAAUGUUCUGUUGAAAGCCGCCCAGAGUGGCUGGGGCAGCAUAGCCAGAUGGGUGGGGUAUGAUAAUAAGAAUAAUGCAAGAACGUUGGACAGAUGGGUGGGGUGUAAAUAAUAAAAUUAUUAUUAUUAUUACAGGGGUACCUUGGGUUACAGACGCUUCAGGUUACAGACUCCGCUAAUCCAGAAAUAGUACCUCGGGUUAAGAACUUUGCUUCAGGAUGAGAACAGAAAUUGUGUGGCGGCAGCAGGAGGCCCCAUUAGCUAAAGUGGUACCUCAGGUUAAGAACAGUUUCAGGUUAAGAACGGACCUCCAGAACGAAUUAAGUUCUUAACCUGAGGUACCACUGUAUUAUUAUUAUGCAAGAACGUAGGGCAGAUUCAUUCCUACUGAGCUAUAACUGAUUGCACGUUGAACACUGCAGGUAAACUUAUUGUGGGAAGCCAUCCACUUAAAUAAGCCAAGAUUGUGAGACCCACCCUUGCCUGACUGGUCCUUGUUUCUGGAAGUGUUCUGGUCUCAUCCAGCCCAGUUGCACUUCUACUUUAGGGUGCUUCCCCUCCCCCCUAGGCUUUGUUUUCUAAUUUCCCCCCAAGUUGCCAGUUUGCUUCAAAUAUGCGCUAUUCUCCCUUGGUUACGAUGGAUCGCUCGCUAAUUUACCACCGAGGUCGUGUCUCCUUUUCAAGUGAGGGAUUGCCAUGGUGACACCUAGACGGAUAUGAAUGCUGUUUCCUUGCCUGAAGAGAUCCAAGUCAACCAGCUAAUGGAGCCCCGCUGAAGCCUUGCGUGGGGGAGAAUGGCAUGCACAGCUCUGUGCCAUUCACAAAGAGCUACCUUGCUGCGACAGUUCAUUGAUCAGAGAUAGCCCUUAUCGCAAGGUUCAAUUUGGAAGCCUUGCUUUUGUCCAAUAUUUAACAAAGCACAUUUAUUUAAAGACCAAUGUUUCGUUUCAACGGGAAGCAUUUGGAACUGUCAGGUUAAGUGGCUCAUUUAAAUAUUGCCCAUGCAUCUCUGUCGUGUCAAUUACUUUUUUUAAAAAAAAAAUGGGGCAAUUUUUCACUACCAGGCCUGACAGGCAGCGGGUUACAAUGACAACAGAUCAGGGGGUAGGUUGUUCCACGACAUCCUUUUUGAAACUUCUUUCUCUAUUAUUAUUAUUAUUAUUAUUAUUAUUAUUAUUUCAGAGCAAACUCAGGGAAAUAUUUAAUGGGGAGGAACCAAUGUAUCUUUUGUUGGGAAUAAAUUAAAGCAAACUUCUGGAAGAACAAAUCAGAUGGUGAGGUAUGAUGAUGAUGAUGUGAACAGGCUUUACAGUGGUACCUCAGGUUAAGUACUUAAUUCGUUCCGGAGGUCCGUUCUUAACCUGAAACUGUUCUUAACCUGAAACACCACUUUAGCUAAUGGGGCCUCCCGCUGCCACCGUGCUGCCAGAGCACGAUUUCUGUUCUCAUCCUGAAGCAAAGUUCUUAGCCUGAGGUACUAUUUUUGGGUUAGUGGAGUCUGUAACCUGAAGCGUAUGUAACCUGAAGCGUAUGUAACCUGAGGUACCACUAUAUUUUAUAUUUAUUUCACAACUACUUUAGAUCCUGGGUCCAGAUCCAAGAGUUAAUGUUCUGAUACCUCAGGAGGUUGGCGGUGGGGAGUUAAACCAAAAACCUUGAUAUUGCAGAUGGUGAACUGCUAGCCUGCAGGCCGGAUGUAGCUCAUUGCAUCUUUGGGUCAGGCUUCUACCUCCACAGCUGCACCCAGCCACUGUGCAUGGUUGCUGCAUGAGGCAAGUUUUACGAGGCUGACAGCACAUGGAGGGGAGAGUUAACACUGAACAAGAACUGCAGGAAGCAGGACCCAGACUCAGCAGUUGUUCUGAAGGGCUAGCUCAACAUUCCUCAAAUCUGCCUGUGGAUGAAGGCAAGAAUCAGUUGACCCUUGAUUAUUUUGCUGAAUCAGGAGCUGGGCACCUUUGCCCUCCAGCGGUUGCUGAACUGCGGCAGCUAUCAGCCCUCAAAAGCGUGGCCAGUGGCUAGGGAUGAUGGGAGUUGUGGUCCAGCAACCUCUGGAGGACCAAAGGUCCCUCAUUCCUGGGUGGAAUCAACCCACCUGAGCAAACCCAAACCUGCAGGAGAAUGCACUGACCAUCACCCCCUUGCAGUGUUGGAAGGGUUACAUAUGAGUUGCAUUUGUGUGUGUUAACUUCUUAAUCGUACCAGAGCAAUAUUGGAGGGGCAGGGGCAAGGGAUUUGGAGCAAACAUGUACUUUAAGGCAGCCUAGGACCCUACAAGAAAACUUGCUCGGGCCUAGGAAAGAAGGGGAACUGCUUGUUUACUGCUUGUGGAGAGAACAUUGUGCAGAAAAAGAACAUCUUGUUAUUGCUGAGCUGAUGGUUCUGGAGAAGGGGACACUGCUGUUCCAAGGCACUUUUUCCUGCUUUUGUUACUUCCAAUUUCUGAUGUUCCGAAUUGCAUUACUGAAUGGACUGCAUUACUUGAGCGGCCGCAAUACAGUUAUGUGUAUAAGUGUUUCAGCUGGUUUGUAUUUAUUGACAGGUAGGUCGCCGUGUUGGUCUGCCGUAGUCGAAACAAAAUGAAAAAAUUCCUUCCAGUAGCACCUUAGAGACCAACUAAGUUUGUUAUUGCUAUGAGCUUUCGUGUGCAUGCACACUUCUUCAGAUACCUGAUGCAUGCACACGAAAGCUCAUAGCAAUAACAAAUUUAGUUGGUCUCUAAGGUGCUACUAUGGGACGCGGGUGGUGCUGUGGGUUAAACCACAGAGCCUAGGACUUGCUGAUCAGAAGGUCGACGGUUUGAAUCCCCGCGACAGGGUGAGCUCCCGUUGCUCGGUCCCUGCUCCUGCCAACCUAGCAGUUCGAAAGCACGUCAAAGUGCAAGUAAAUAAAUAGGUACCGCUCCAGUGGGAAGGUAAACGGUGUUUCCAUGCGCUGCUCUGGCUCGCCAGAAGCGGCUUAGUCAUGCUGGCCACAUGACCCGGAAGCUGUACGCCGGCUCCCUUGGCCAAUAAAGCGAGAUGAGCGCCGCAACCCCACAGUAGGCCACGGCAACCUAAUGGUCAGGGGUCCUUAAGGUGCUACUGGAAGGAUUUUUUUUAUUUUGUAUUUAUUUGUUACACCUAGGGCAGCCAUAUGUGCGUGUUUAAUUCACGUGCCUGCUUUGUUCACAUACAGAGAGGGAAAUACAUUCUCUACAACAGGAGUGAGGAACUUGUGGCUCCCCUAGGUUGUUGAACUCCCAUUGGACCCAGCCAGAAUGGCCAAGGGUCAGGCAUAAAGGAAGUUGUACUCCAGCAAAGAUCUGGCUGGUCACAGGCCACCAGACCCUGCUCUACAUGAAAGAGAGCAAAACAUGCUCCCUUCUUCAUCUUAGGUUGCUCCAUGCUGCUAUUUUAAGCAUAUAUAUUUUUCGCAGGCUGAUUCCUGUAUCAGAGAAAGUCCUGUCCCAGCAAGGGGAUUGGCUUCUGAAUACAGAGUGGGAUCAGCAGUUAGAGCAGCAUUCAGGCCUCUGGUACAGAGUGUGUUCGCUGUAGCCGUCAGCAGCCAUGAAACCUGAUCCCACAGUAAUGAAACUAAUAUAAUUGGCACACUGUGGUGGUAAUCACAAGGUGCCAAUAUUUUUCAGAUAAUGCUGAACCAUAUUACAACUCGGAAGCUUGCUUUUGCGUCAUGUUUGUCCAUGCAAUUUUGAUUUGAAUAUUUCAAUAAGAUCGUUUAGAAAUACUAUAAACAAAAAGGUUUUAAGGUUCGUGCCGGAAGGAAGCUAUUAAAUGGCCAGGCAACCAGUUUUCAAGGUUUUCCCAGUCACUGAAUAAGUGGCUUACCAAAGUAAAAGAUCUAAAUGUAAGUUUUAAUAUAGAAGUUAGCUGUUGUAAACCAAGAAGUGGCACUUUGUUGUAUGAUACAGUGGUACCUUGGGUUACAUACGCUUCAGGUUACAUACACUUCAGGUUACAGACUCUGCUAACCCAGAAAUAGUACCUCGGGUUAAGAACUUUGCUUCAGGAUGAGAACAGAAAUCACACAGCGACGGCGUGGCAGCAGCAGGCGUCCCCAUUAGCUAAAGUGGUGCUUCAGGUUAAGAACAGUUUCGGGUUAAGAACGGACCUCCGGAACGAAUUAAGUACUUAACCCGAGGUACCACUGUACUGAGUAUUCAGUACCUUGCCCAUACUUUUUCAAUGGAAAGGAAACCAUCAAUGUAGACAUAUUACUAAAAAACCAAUAGAUGAGUUACCACCAUAUUUCUUUUUUCUGAUUUUCCAGAGCCACGUCUCUCUGAAGAUACACACUUGAUAAUGGCCACGCUUCUAGAAGAAGAAGAAGAAGAGUUUGGAUUUGAUAUCCCGCCUUUCACUCCCCUUCAGGAGUCUCAAAGUGGCUAACAUUCUCCUUUCCCUUCCUCCCCCACAACAAACACUCUGUGAGGUGAGUAGGGCUGAGAGACUUCAAAGAAGUGUGACUGGCCCAAGGUCACCCAGCAGCUGCAUGUGGAGGAGCGGGGAAUCGAACCCGGUUCCCCAGAUUACGAGACUACCGCUCUUAACCACUACACCACACUGGCUCUAUUUGGGAGCUGCAGAAGCCCAUGCUUCUUUAAAAUUGCUGCAAUCUGCUUUGCCAACGCUUGCUGAAGAAACAUUUUUUCAGACUGACUUAGCCACAGACUAACACCUGCUUUGAGUUUGUAUGGCUGAUAAGAUGGGAAAAUGGCAGCCGCCAUUGAGUUAGCAGGAAGAGAGUUUGGCAUCUCGGAUGCCGGUGUUUUGCACUGUGAUGGCAUGCAACCAGACUCCUGCAGACUUCGUUGUCGCUCUGAAUGUAAGCAGCUGGCUCACAGACCCCAGUUACACAGUGCUCCCUACCCCGCUCAGGAUACUGCUGGCCAUUAUCAUGCUAUUCAUGAUUGCUGUUGGAUUUUUGGGCAAUGCUGUCGUCUGCCUGAUCGUCUACCAGAAACCAGCCAUGCGUUCGGCGAUCAACCUGCUUUUAGCUACCUUGGCUUUCUCGGAUAUCAUGCUGUCGUUGUUCUGCAUGCCUUUCACCGCCGUCACUAUUCUGACGGUGAGCUGGAACUUUGGGGCUCGCUUCUGCCGAAUAUCUGCCAUGCUGUACUGGUUCUUCGUCUUGGAAGGCGUCUCGAUACUCUUGAUCAUUAGCGUCGACCGAUUCCUCAUCAUCGUCCAGCGCCAAGACAAACUCAACCCCCAGCGCGCCAAAGUCAUGAUUGCGGUUUCUUGGGCCUUUUCCUUCUGCAUCUCUUUCCCUUCGGUGGUUGGGUGGAUGUUCAUAGAAGUCCCGAGCCGCGCUCCUCAGUGUGUCCUGGGCUACACAGAAUGCCCUGCAGACCGAGCCUACGCCGUGAUGCUUCUUGUGACUGCAUUCUUCGUCCCGUUCAGCAUCAUGCUGUACUCUUACCUCUGCAUCCUGAACACUGUCCGUCGCAACACCGUCAGAAUCCACAACCACGCCGAGAGCGUCUGCUUGAGUCAGGGGAGCAAACUAGGCCUCACCGGGCUGCAGAAGCCUCACCAGGUGAACGUCGACAUGAGCUUCAAGACCAGGGCCUUCACGACUAUCCUCAUCCUUUUCGUCGGCUUCUCUCUGUGCUGGCUUCCGCACACGGUGUUUAGCCUGAUGUCUGUGUUUAGCAGAAGUUUCUACUACAGCCCGUCUUUCUACAUCACCAGUACCUGUGUGUUGUGGCUGAGUUACCUCAAAUCCGUAUUCAACCCUGUCAUCUAUUGUUGGAGGAUCAAGAAGUUCCGCGAGGCCUGUCUGGAGUUCAUGCCAAAAACAUUCAAGAUCUUCCCCAAAGUGCCUGGACGAACAAAACGGAGAAUAAGGCCAAGCACAAUAUAUGUCUGUAGCGAGCACCAAUCCGCAGUUUAGGAACCGCAAAAAAAAUAAUACUAAGCAGCUUGUAUCUUCCGUCACUGCCCUCACAGCACCAUGCUGUUUUCUUUAAUGUGUUGAUUGUAACCCAGAAAACUUAGGGAGUUUUGUUCUUGUUAUCCAUUAAAUUGAAGCACUUCCCACACUAGUCUCAUUGUCAGGUUAAACAAGUGUUGUAGUCUAACCAAAUACACUGCCAAAUAAAAUAUACUGCCUGUAUUUUCUUCUAUUUAGGAAAAAGCAUCACCAACAGCCAAGCGCACACAGUGAAAUAAUCGGUAUCGGAUUUUAGCUCCAUGACUCCCCAUUAUGUUAUUUAGGUUUGUCCUGCGAAGAGCAACACAUGGCAACAAAUCGGCAGUGUGAAGCCCGACAAAACACAAUGAGGC